UCUAUCAAAAUAGAUUCGCGGGGUGCUCGCAGUGGUGUUUUUGCUUUUGCACCCUCCCCUUCCCCCUCACCCUCACCCUUAUCCACGAUCUUUCCCCGGCCCAUCUCGCCACGCAGCCACACGUCCCAACCCAUCACCAUCAGAGAACUCCCUGAUAGCUCGACUCUCUUCUGUGGCCCAGCACUGAGUCCGCCUCCGCCCAAACGCUUCCGCCUCCUCUCCUUCUCGCACGUCAGAGCCAAAAGCACACCUUCGUCUUCCUGGCCACCCGAAGACCCUCCAAGGCGGCAACCCCCCCACUUCCACUCCCGCUCCCACACAAGAGCCCACUCCCUCCCAGUGAAAGGACUUCCAGAGGCCGGACCCGAUCAUCAUGGAACGCAACAUUGUCAUCGCCCUGAUCGUGAUCAUCCUCUUCGUGGUGCUGGCGCUGGUGGGCUAUGCGAUCUACGCGGUGCAGAACCGCGUGAGCCUAUUCGCCAAGAGGGAGAAAGAGCUCGACGAAGAGGAGGAGUAGGAGGAAAGCGCACUGUAAGAUUCAAGCUUGACGACGAUGACCCCGACGCGAUUAUGGCUAUGGCUGUGCCGGCAGACCCCAAACGCACCGUUUCUGGGACCAUCCGGCUCGAGGACGAGCGACACUCGUGGUUUUGA
Messenger RNA from Exophiala aquamarina CBS 119918, 654 nucleotides. RefSeq lists its product as uncharacterized. The transcript has a single exon. The record is from RefSeq and is a predicted model, not a curated record. The annotation marks the transcript as partial. Lineage: Eukaryota; Fungi; Ascomycota; Eurotiomycetes; Chaetothyriales; Herpotrichiellaceae.